Dothidotthia symphoricarpi CBS 119687 is the source of this 759-nucleotide messenger RNA. RefSeq lists its product as uncharacterized. NCBI's taxonomy places the organism in Eukaryota, Fungi, Ascomycota, Dothideomycetes, Pleosporales, Dothidotthiaceae. The record is from RefSeq and is a predicted model, not a curated record. Bases 241 to 759 code for a protein of 172 amino acids. The transcript has 4 exons.
AUCUAGCCAUGUGUUUCCAGCCGCCACCAGAGUGAUGAAGUGAAGGUGAGUCUCGCUGCUCAAUAUCACUUGGCCUCACUUCACCAUCAUUCGCGCCAGAGACGCAUAAGUAUCCUGCUCCCCACCAUUACUCAUCUAAUAUCUUUCUCUCUCGCAAUCUGAACAAUAUCACUCCCUACAGCAACACUUCCGCACUCACAAACAAUCCAAAACCCAAACACACAUCACACCAACACCAACAUGCCACCCAAGAAAGCAGCAGCCAACGGCGAUACCAGCGAGGCAGGCGGCAAAUUCACAUGGGAGGGUCCCAACGACAGCAAGCUCCUCCUACUGAUCCAAGGCCGCUACGUCAAGCCCGAAGAGUACGAGACUCUCUCCACAGCGUUCCCCGGAACAACCGCCGGCUCAAUCCGCAACCGCAUCUCCGCACUCCGCGUCAAGCAGCGCACUCUAUACGAUGAUCUCAAAUGGGAGCUACCCGAAGGCGGCGCGGGCCACUCGGCGAAGAAGAAGAAGCGCGAGCUCUCUGGUGCGGAGGAGGGUACGCCGACGAAGAAGGCUAGGGUUAAGAAGGGGAAGGGGAGUGAUGGUGAGGGUGGGACGCCGGCGAAGAAAAGCGGUGGGGUGAAGCGGGGGAAGAAGGUGCAGGAGGAGGUGAAGAUGAGUGAUGGGGAUGAGGAGAUGGAGUUGGAGAUGCAGUUUGAUAUGGAUGGGGCUGUGAAGAGGGAGGUUGAUGAUGAGGGGGAGGAGGUUUAG